Dermatophagoides pteronyssinus (European house dust mite) is the source of this 5647-nucleotide messenger RNA. It is a transcript of the gene Sec71, whose product is annotated as ADP ribosylation factor guanine nucleotide exchange factor Sec71. The record is from RefSeq and is a predicted model, not a curated record. Gene Ontology annotation, molecular function: guanyl-nucleotide exchange factor activity. Gene Ontology annotation, biological process: regulation of ARF protein signal transduction. Lineage: Eukaryota; Metazoa; Arthropoda; Arachnida; Sarcoptiformes; Pyroglyphidae.
AUGUUUGAAAAUUGUUCAUUUAAAACGGAAAAAAUAAUGUUUAUUUGUCGUGCAUUGGAAAAAAUUCUCGCCGAUCGUGAUAUAAGAAAAAAUCACAAUCAAAAAUUAAAAAAAUCAUGUGAAAUUGUUCUUGAAAAAAUCAAAAAUGACCAAAUUAAAACAUCAAACAGCAGCAAUCAUCAGCAGCAAAUCAAUCAUCAACAACAAUCGAAUGAACAUAAUCAUCAACAUUCAUCUACCCUGCCACAACCAACAAAUCGUAAAGGUCAAUCAGUGUUUGAUGAUGAAAUAUAUUUUCGUCCAUUUGAAUUGGCAUGUCAAUCACGUUCGAAUCGUAUUAUUAUUAUUGCAUUGGAUUGUAUACAAAAAUUAAUUGCAUAUGGUCAUUUUACUGGUAAUCGUAUUGAUAAUCGAUCAAAUGCUGAUGAAGGUGAUGGUGGUAAUGUUGAUGGUCAAGAAAAAAAAUUACUUAUCGAUACAAUGGUCACAUGUAUUUGUAAUUGUUUUAUUGGGCCAAAUACAGAUGAUGAUGUUCAACUGCAAAUUAUAAAAGCUUUGCUAACAAUAGUUACAUCACAAUCAUGUCCAGUACAUGAACAAAGUAUCCUAUUAGUUAUUCGUACUUGUUAUAAUAUUUAUUUAAGUAGUAAAAAAUUAGUAAAUCAAACAACAGCUAAAGCAGCUUUAACACAAAUGUUAAAUGUGAUAUUUUCACGUAUGGAAUCUAUUUCAUCAUCAUCCGCCACUUCCACAACUUCAUCAUUUGGAAAUUCUGGGGAAAUUUCCCAUCAAAACAACAAUUGUGAUAAUAAUUCAUUGGAUACAAAUCCCGAAUCUUCAAAUGAAUUAUUCGAUAUUUAUUAUCAAAUAUCCGAACAGAAUCCAUCAAAUUCAAUCAAAUCGCUAGUGGAUGAUGUUGUAACGACGAUUUGUAAAUAUUCUGAUGGUGAUUCGAUUUCUUUACAAUCAAAUCGUACACAAAUAUCAUCAUUAUCGAUCAGCAAUAACAACAAUUCAUCAUCGCUGAAAUCAUUGAAUAACCAGAAUUUGACCAAUAUUUCAUCAUUUGAAACAAGUUUCGAAACAAACGAUACUAUACAUUUAUCAUUUGAAAAUUUAUAUCAAAAAGAUGCUUAUUUAAUAUUUCGUUCGCUAUGUAAAUUAAGUAUGAAACCAUUAAUGGAUAUGAAUAAUAGUUUGGAUUUAAAAUCACAUGAAUUACGUUCAAAAAUAUUAUCACUGCAAUUAAUUCUACAAAUUUUACAAAAUUCUGGUCCAAUAUUUCAACAAAGUGAUAUGUUUGCUGUUGCAAUAAAACAAUACCUGUGUGUUGCAUUAUCCAAAAAUGGUGUAUCAAAUAUUACGGAAAUAUUUGAAUUAUCAUUGGCAAUAUUUUUAGCAUUAUUUCAAAAAUUUAAAAUUUAUCUCAAAAUGCAAAUUGAAGUAUUUUUCAAAGAAAUUUUUCUAAAUAUUUUAGAAACAAUUUCCAGUUCAUUUGAACAUAAAUGGAUGGUUAUACAGGCAUUAACCCGUAUAUGUGCUGAUGCACAAAGUAUUGUUGAUAUUUAUGUUAAUUAUGAUUGUGAUUUAUCAUCCGAAAAUAUAUUUGGCCGACUAGUUAAUGAUUUAUCAAAAAUUGCACAAGGUGGUGGUCAAAUAUUGGAUUCCGGUAUUGUUAAUCAAACACAAGAACGUAGUAUGCGUAUAAAAGGAUUAGAAUGUCUGGUAUCCAUACUGAAAUGUAUGGUUGAAUGGAGUAAUGAUCUUUAUGUAAAUCCAAAUCAACAAACUGAUUUGGUUAAUGAAAAAUCAAUGAAUCAUGUGAAAUCAGAAGAUCAACAGCAACAAUCGUUACAUGAAACUUCUUCGUUUAAUAACCUUGAUGAUAAUCCGGAAAAAUUUGAAGAAGUUAAAAAUCAAAAAAAUAUUAUCGAUAAAGGUAUUGAUCUAUUUAAUAUGAAUGCUUCGAAAGGAAUAAAAUUCCUACAACAUCAUAAUAUUAUUGAUUCGCAACCCGAAAGUGUUGCACAAUUUUUUCAUCAAAAUGAUCGUUUAGAUAAAUCAAAUAUGGGUGAAUUUAUGGGUGAUUUUAAUCAGUUUAACAAAGAAGUUAUGUAUGCUUAUGUUGAUCAAAUGGAUUUUUCCCAACGUGAUAUUGUUAGUGCAUUACGGUUUUUCUUGGAAGGCUUCCGCUUGCCGGGUGAAGCACAAAAAAUUGAUCGUUUUAUGGAAAAAUUUGCAUCCAGAUAUUUCGAAACUAAUCGUAAUCAUAACCUGUUUACAAGUGCUGAUACUGUUUAUGUUUUAGCUUAUUCAAUUAUAAUGUUAACUACCGAUUUGCAUAGUCCACAGGUAAAACGUAAAAUGACAAAAGAUGAUUAUAUAAAAUUAAAUAGAGGUAUUAAUGAAAGUAAAGAUCUACCUGAAGAAUAUCUAUCACAAAUUUAUGAUGAAAUUGCUGAAAGUGAAAUAAAAAUGAAAGGUGCAAUUGGUAUGAAAAAAGUUUCCGGAAAAGAAUUGACAAGUGAAAAAGCAAGACGCCUGUUGUAUAAUAUGGAAAUGGAAACAAUGGCAACAACAGCAAAAGCAUUAAUGGAAAGUGUAUCACAUGUUGAAUCACCAUUUACAUCGGCCAAACAUCUCGAACAUGUACGGCCAAUGUUUCGUACAACAUGGACAUCAUUUUUAGCUGCAUUUAGUGUAGGAUUACAAGAUUGUAAUGAUGAUCAAUCAAUAGCAUCACAUUGUUUAAAUGGUAUACGUUGUGCAAUACGUAUUGCAUGUAUAUUUCAAAUGUCGCUGGAAAGGGAUGCAUUUGUACAAGCCCUAUCACGAUUUACAUUACUUAAUGCAAAUGUACCGAUUAUUGAAAUGAAAACCAAGAAUAUUGAUACAAUUAAAACAUUAAUAACCGUUGCUUAUACGGAUGGAAAUUAUUUGGGAAAAAGUUGGCUAGAUAUUCUUCGUUGUAUUUCACAGCUAGAAUUGGCACAAUUAAUCGGAACGAAAGGAGGCCAAAUGGUUAAUUCACAUAAUAAUCAUCAUUAUCAUCAUAGUAAUCAUUUAUCACAGAUUCCGAAUCAAAAUGGUGGAAAUAGUUUUGGUUUUCAAUUCAAGCUAGAAUCAUUUGUAGCGCUGGAAUCAUUAGCACGGAAUCGUGAAAAAGAAUCUCGAAUUUCCGAAUCAAUGAUUGAAGCAUCAUCACAAAGUGUUAUUGUUGCUGUUGAUAGGAUAUUUACCGGUUCCAUACAUUUAGAUGGUAAUGCUAUUGUUGAUUUUGUUAAAGCACUUUGUCAAGUUUCAAGUGAAGAAUUGUCGAAUCAAAAAAAUCCAAGAAUGUUUAGUCUGCAGAAAAUUGUUGAAAUAUCCUGUUAUAAUAUGAGUCGUAUACGUUUACAAUGGUCACGAAUAUGGGAAAUAUUGGGUGAACAUUUUAAUAAAGUUGGUUGUAAUCCGAAUGAAGAGAUUGCAUUUUUUGCCAUUGAUUCACUUCGACAAUUAUCAAUGAAAUUUAUUGAAAAAGGUGAAUUAUCGAAUUUUUCAUUUCAAAAAGAUUUUCUACGGCCAUUUGAACAUAUAAUGAAAUGUAAUUCAUCGAUUACCAUUCGGGAUAUGGUUGUCCGGUGUAUUGCACAGAUGGUUAAUUCACAAGCAAGUAAUAUAAAAUCUGGUUGGAAAAAUAUAUUCAGUGUUUUUCGUAUUGCAGCAUCGGAAACUGAUUCUUAUAUAUUUGAUCUAUCAUUUCAAACAACAUGUAAUAUUUUUAAUAAUAUUUAUGAACGGAAUUUUACCGCAAUGAUUGAUUCAUUUCAAGAUGCAAUAAAAUGUUUAUCGGAAUUUGGUUGUAAUCAACAUUUUCCGGAUACAAGUAUGGAAUCAAUACGUUUGAUACGAGCUUGUGCACGUUAUGUUGCUGAACAACCACAAUAUUUUAAAGAAUUUAAUAAUUUGGAUGAUAAGCAAACAUCAUCGACUUCGAAUGGAUUUUUAGCCAGUGAAGAUGAUCGUGUUUGGAUACGUGGUUGGCUGCCAAUCCUAUUCGAAUUAUCCUGCAUUGUUAAUCAAUGUAAAUUGGAUGUUCGUACCCGAGCGUUAACGGUUAUGUUUGAAAUUAUCAAAUCACAUGGAAAUGUUUUCCGUGAAAAUUGGUGGACAGAUUUAUUCAAAAUUAUAUUCCGAAUUUUUGAUAGUUUGAAGCUGCCCGGUUCACAUUCCGAUCGUAUUGAAUGGAUGACAACAACAUGUAAUCAUGCCCUGUAUUCGAUUGUUGAUGUUUUUACACAAUAUUUUGAUUUACUUGGAUCAUUCUUGUUGAAAGAUGUAUAUUCACAAUUGUUCUGGUGUAUACAACAAGACAAUGAACAAUUAUCACGUUCAGGUAUUAAUUGUUUUGAAAAUUUGAUAAUUUCUUGUGGACGGAAAUAUAAUUCAAAAACAUGGACAAUGACAUUGGAAUUUAUUGAACGUAUAAAUGAUGCAACGAAACCUUUACAGCUUUUUGAUUCGGAUUCAGCCAAUGCCAAUGCCAAUGCCAAUCAUGUUAAUCAUGUCAAUCAUAAGCAAAGACAAAAAUCAAUAUUAACGGAUGAAGAAUUGGAAUUGAUAAAGAUAAAAUUUUUAAUACAAUUAGAUUUAAUACAAGCAAUCGAUAAUAUUGUAUUUUAUCCAUCAUUCAGUAAAAAUUUUGAUUCAGAAAUGCUGAAAUAUUUGGCGGCUAUAUCAACAAACAAUGGUCCAUUAUGUUAUUCGAAUGAAAAUAUCAUCAUCAUUAGUAACAUAAUUACAAAUGGAAUGUAUACACAAAUGACAACAACAAUUCUGUUACGUUUAUCUCGAUUUUUAUUGAAAAUUUUCAAUCAAUUUAAUCAAUUAUAUUUGGAUAAAACAAAAUCAAAAUUAUUGGCAGAUAAAUUAAUAUUACUUUCACAAUUAGAAAUUAAAAGUUUAUUAUGUUCAUUACGUAUAUUAUUCUAUUUAUAUAAUGAUUUGGAUCGUCAACAACAAACAGAACAACAACAACAACAACAAAAAGAAGAAUUUAUCGGACAAAUCGAGCAAGAAUUAAUUAGUAUUUCAUCGCGAGCAUUAAAUUAUUAUUAUCAUAUUGAAAAUGAAUAUAAUCGUGAUAAUUGGACUAUAAUUAUAUUAUUAAUAUUGUAUAAUGUUUCUUGUUUACCUUCGGGCAAAUUUUAUAAACAUAUCCAACAUUAUUAUAAACUGAUUUGUAAUCUAUUAUUAUUGGAUUUAAAAAUACCUGUAAAAAUAUUGAUACGAAAAAUAUUUCUUCGUUUAUCGGAAUCAUCGAAUAAAUUUAACUUACCACUGUUAACAAUUCCGACCAAGAAUAACUGAAAAAAAAAUGAAUGACGAUCAUCAUCAUCAAACUAACCAUCAGCCAAUGGACAAAAAUGUGUGUGCCAAACUCUUUGAAGAAACUUAUGAAAUUCAUCAAUAAUAUUGCCCCGCUGGUUGCCGCCAUACGAAAAACAAACAUUUCCAAAAUGAUGAUGAUUCAUAAUUUGAUGGAUUCAGACCAUUCUUCUACGUUUCAAUCGUUCAUUUUUCAAAUAACAACAGCCGGUGUUUGGAACAAAAAACUUUUUUGUUUCCAAAAACAAUUCAUUUUAUGAAAAAUAUUGCCUAUUAU